Messenger RNA from Lizanozyma spartinae, 399 nucleotides. It is a transcript of the gene SRX1, whose product is annotated as sulfiredoxin. Gene Ontology annotation, cellular component: cytoplasm. The transcript has a single exon. The record is from RefSeq and is a predicted model, not a curated record. Gene Ontology annotation, molecular function: sulfiredoxin activity. Gene Ontology annotation, biological process: cellular response to oxidative stress. The coding region runs from base 1 to 399 and encodes 132 amino acids. Lineage: Eukaryota; Fungi; Ascomycota; Pichiomycetes; Serinales; Debaryomycetaceae.
AUGUCUCUUCAAUCGUCACAUCUUAAGACCGAGUAUGUGGCCUUGGAAGAAAUUCGCAGACCCAUACCUCCAGUGUUAGACACACAAAAGAUCGAUGCGAUGGUGUCUACCUUAAAGGGAACACCUCAGGCUUCAGCUACAUGUGCAUUGGAAGACAUAGAAUCUGGUCAAUUGCCUCCUAUAGAUGUGUUUAAAGUACGGGAACAAGGGAAAUCGUACUACUUUGCCUUUGGUGGUUGUCAUAGAUUCCAAGCAUACGAUAGAUUAGCUGUGGAAAAUAAUAAUAGGAAUGAACCUACUAUGGUGAAAUGUCGCAUUCUUCCUGCAACUAGAGACUCGCUCAAAGUCUAUUUGGGAUCAUCUGUUGAUACCAUGUUCCCUAGUGGUUCUAGUGCUUAG